AUGAAGAAAACAAAGUUUAUUGGUGUUUUGAUUUUCUUUUUCAUUUAUGGUCAGUAUGAUGUCUCCAGCAAAGAUAUCCUUAACACUUUCCGGAUAAAUUCAAUGCUGCAUGGAGUAUUGGACAAUUCCAUAAACCCAAAUGAUACAGUAUCCGAUUUAAGCUUGCAAAAUCCUGAUGAUUUCUUGAAUAUAACUGAAUUAAUAAAGAAAUAUAACUAUCCAGCCGAGGAAUAUACAUUGUUGACCAAGGAUGGAUAUAAACUGAAGGUUUUUAGGAUACCUGCGGAUGGCCCGGUAGUUUUUCUCAUGCAUGGACUCAUUUGUAGUUCAGAUGAUUUCAUAACGCCUGGUGUCAAAGCUGGCUUAGCCUUUCUACUAGCCCAGAAAGGUUAUGAUGUCUGGAUGGGUAACGCUAGAGGAAAUAAACACUCGAGGGAUAAUAUUUAUGUUAAACCAUCAGAAAAGGAAUUCUGGAACUUCAGCUUCCAUGAAAUGGGAAUCAUAGAUCUUCCCGCUAUGGUCGAUUUUGUUCUGGACAAAACCGGUAAAGAUAAAUUAAUAUACGUUGGCCACUCGCAAGGAACCACUAUUUUCUACAUCAUGUGCUCGUUGCUGCCUGAGUACAAUGAAAAAAUAAGUGUCAUGGUGUCUCUAUCUGCUGUUGCAUUUAUGUCCCACAUCAGAUCUCCGCUGCGAUACAUAGCGCCGUUCAAUGAAGAAUUGCUAGCGAUUUUCUACAGUUUAGGCGUUUAUGAGUUAUUAUCGGAAACGCCGACGAUCCAAGCAUUCCAAAAUACCUUCUGUAACACAAACCCUCGUGCGUUUACUUUCUGUGAGAAAAUUAUCUUUUUCCUUGGUGGCUUCAACUAUGAGCAAACGAAUUUUGAACAUUUAACAGUUGUGUUUCAUCACUUUCCUGCUGGAUCAUCUGCCAAACAACUAGUCCAUUUCGCUCAAUUGAUAUUAUCGGGUUACUUUCGUCAGUACGACUACGGACCGAAGAAUUACGAAAAAUACGGUUCUAUAAUACCUCCGUCCUAUCCUGUCGGAAAGAUAACGGCGCCUGUUGCUGUCUUCUAUGGGAUUGGAGAUUGGCUUUCAGAGUCAGUCGAUGUCAAAAAGUUAACAUCUAAGCUACCUAAUUUGAUAGAGCUCUAUACAGUUGAAAACGAAAAUUGGAGUCACUUUGACUUCGUGUAUGCUAGAGAUAUAAAAACUCUCAUUCUUCCGAAACUGUUGUCGUUAAUAGAAAAAUACGUUUAG
Molecule: messenger RNA, 1263 nt
Organism: Leptosia nina
Lineage: Eukaryota; Metazoa; Arthropoda; Insecta; Lepidoptera; Pieridae
Source: the annotation of a GenBank genome assembly